UUCAUCAGGAUCAGGAAACUUCAGCCUGACAUGGACACCAUCAGCCAGGGAUGCAGGACUGAAACAAACUCUCUGCUUUGUUGUCCAAGCAAACUCCUCCGGCUCCGUCUACCAGUCUGACUUUCGAUGUGUCUUUGUGACGACUGGGAGCACUGCAGCAACUGUUUCCCCUCCGACUACAACGGCUCCUCCAUCAACUAUGUUCAUGACAAUCCAACCUCCAUUCACAACUACACCUCCACCAACUACGACUGCACCAACUACAACUGCACCAACUACGACUGCACCUCUACCAACUACGACUGCACCUCCACCAAUUACAACUGCACCUCCACCAACUACGACUGCACCUCCACCGACGACGACUGCACCUCCACCGACUACGACUGCACCUCCACCGACUACGACUGCACCUCCACCAAUUACAACUGCACCUCCACCAACUACGACUGCACCUCCACCGACGACGACUGCACCUCCACCGACUACGACUGCACCUCCACCGACUACGACUGCACCUCCACCGACUACGACUGCACCCCCUCCAACUACGACUGCACCCCCUCCAACUACGACUGCACCUCCACCAAUUACAACUGCACCUCCACCAACUACGACUGCACCUCCACCAACUACGACUGCACCUCUACCAACUACGACUGCACCUCCACCUACUAUGACUGCACCUCCACCGACUACGACUGCACCUCCACCGACUACGACUGCACCCCCUCCAACUACGCCUGCACCCCCUCCAACUACGACUGCACCUCCACCAACUACGACUGCACCUACACCAACUACGACUGCACCUCCACCGACUACGACUGCACCUCCACCGACUACGACUGCACCUCCACCAACUACGACUGCACCUCCACCAACUACGACUGCACCUCCACCAACUACGACUGCACCCCCUCCAACUACGACUGCACCUCCACCAACUACGACUGCACCCCCUCCAACUACGACUGCACCCCCUCCAACUACAACUGCACCGCCACCAACUACGACUGCACCACCUCCAACUACGACUGCACCCCCUCCAACUAUGACUGCACCUCCACCGACUACGACUGCACCUCCACCGACUACGACUACACCCCCUCCAACUACGACUGCACCGCCACCAACUACGACUGCACCUCCACCAACUACGACUGCACCACCUCCAACUACGACUGCACCCCCUCCAACUAUGACUGCACCUCCACCGACUACGACUGCACCUCCACCGACUACGACUACACCCCCUCCAACUACGACUGCACCUCCACCAACUACGACUGCACCUCCACCAACUACGACUACACCCUCUCCAACUACGACUGCACCUCCACCGACUACGACUGCACCUCCACCAACUACGACUGCACCCCCUCCAACUACGACUGCACCUCCACCAACUACGACUGCACCUACACCAACUACGACUGCACCUCCACCGACUACGACUGCACCUCCACCGACUACGACUGCACCUCCACCAACUACGACUGCACCCCCUCCAACUACGACUGCACCUCCACCAACUACGACUGCACCCCCUCCAACUACAACUGCACCGCCACCAACUACGACUGCACCUCCACCAACUACGACUGCACCCCCUCCAACUACGACUGCACCACCUCCAACUACGACUGCACCCCCUCCAACUAUGACUGCACCUCCACCGACUACGACUGCACCUCCACCAACUACGACUGCACCUCCACCAACUACGACUGCACCCCCUCCAACUAUGACUGCACCUCCACCGACUACGACUGCACCUCCACCGACUACGACUGCACCGCCACCAACUACGACUGCACCUCCACCAACUACGACUGCACCCCCUCCAACUACGACUGCACCACCUCCAACUACGACUGCACCCCCUCCAACUAUGACUGCACCUCCACCGACUACGACUGCACCCCCUCCAACUACGACUGCACCUCCACCAACUACGACUGCACCUCCACCAACUACGACUACACCCCCUCCAACUACGACUGCACCUCCACCAACUACGACUGCACCUCCACCAACUACAACCGAUCAACCCAGCACAACAACUGCACUUCCUUCAACUACGAUUGUGUUCUCACCAACUACCAACCAACCCUCUGCAACAUUUGCACCAGGACCAUAUUAUGUUUUGGCUCUGAAUGUAAAGCUUUACACUUCACUAUCACUGGAGAAUGACUCUGCAACCAUCAUAAAGCUGAUCAAAGAUGAGCUGAAAAGACGAGGGCUGCCUCCAGAUAUAAUGUUAAAGCUGUUAAGUGAUGGUGUGGUGAAGGCGACAGCCUGAAUCUGAGCCUCAAUGUGGCUAGAAAUAUGUUUCCUU
Molecule: messenger RNA, 2341 nt
Organism: Xiphophorus maculatus (southern platyfish)
Lineage: Eukaryota; Metazoa; Chordata; Actinopteri; Cyprinodontiformes; Poeciliidae
Product: low-density lipoprotein receptor-related protein 2-like
Exons: 5
Coding region: 127-2196 (689 amino acids)
Source: RefSeq, a predicted model, not a curated record